CUUUUUUCGAACGCAGAACUGUAUUUUACAUGAGAUUUUGAAAUGUAUGUAAAGAUUUUCUAAUAAAUAUUCACCAAUGGCCUCGAUAUUUCCAUCUGGAUUGAGAAAUGGGUUAGUGUUAACACUCGGUAUCAGUAACUCAAGUAUCAGUUAUCAAAUAUAUUUGUAUUGGGAAAAUGGCAUUAGAAAAUAAGGAAGUCAGUGGGAUCAAUGAUGUGGAUGUGGGUUCUAACGAAUUGAGCGUUGAAGAGACAAUGAAAAAUCAAGAUGCACCAACAGAAAUACUAGAGGAAGUCAAAGGUUUGGAUGCAAAUCGCUAUGCAACCAAAAAGACCGUCGCUCAGGGCAUGUUGGAUAUAGCUUUGUUGACUUCAAACGCCUCGCAGUUGAAAUAUGUCCUGCAGGUUGGGCCACGUCAUGAGUUUUAUAUGCUGCUCGUGGUUCUGAUAUCUAUUUCCAUUGUACUACAGGCGAGCGCGGGAAUCCUAGCCAUAAUAAUUUCAUCUCUGGAUGGAGAGCAUAGCAUAAAACAGAAGAAAAUCGCUGAUUUUCUAUAUCAUGUAUCUGUGGCAUUGAUGACAGGUGUUGUAUUCUGUGAUGUCUUAAAAAUGACGUUUGGUUUGGAUCCGGCGCUCUCCGAACAAGACCAUUUUUAUAAUAAAAGUCACAGUAGUUUUUAUAAUAUUAUGAAUUUUCAUUAAUAAAUAAAUCGUGAAGGUAUCUUUAAGCAAGUAAUUUUAAUAUUUAUAAUGACACUAUCUAUAAUUAAUACGUACAUAGAAAAGUAUGCUCAUCCCAAGUUUGCAUCGUCAAGCUACAAACGGAGCGUUACCAGUUAUUUAUUCAUAAAUAUUCGUUAAUGUCGGUUAUCCUAUGAGAAUCGGUAAACGCUUCGUAUGAACUGUGUCGAAGCAAACUUGUCUUAAACAAUAAUAGAUAUUUCAGGUUCUGCUUGUAUUAAAAUGUUUAUAUUUUUUAUUAUAUUUAUCUUUUUUUUUCUUAGGUAUUUUCGGCAGUAGCGUGCACAGUCCUCGGUUUCAUUUUUGAUAUUAAUCACCAGCCUCAUCACCGCACUUGUGAAGUAUUAAAUAACCUGUCUUUAUUAUUCAAAGGCUUAAGUACAAUACUGAAUGUUAUUAUUUCU
Danaus plexippus (monarch butterfly) is the source of this 1144-nucleotide messenger RNA. Its product is annotated as ninjurin-2. Bases 177 to 701 code for a protein of 174 amino acids. The record is from RefSeq and is a predicted model, not a curated record. Gene Ontology annotation, biological process: cell adhesion; tissue regeneration. The transcript is spliced from 4 exons. Lineage: Eukaryota; Metazoa; Arthropoda; Insecta; Lepidoptera; Nymphalidae. Gene Ontology annotation, cellular component: membrane.